Messenger RNA from Paracoccidioides brasiliensis Pb18, 2367 nucleotides. RefSeq lists its product as uncharacterized. The record is from RefSeq and is a predicted model, not a curated record. Bases 1 to 2367 code for a protein of 788 amino acids. The transcript has a single exon.
AUGAACUGGACGGGAGGCCGCCUGCAACGGCACUCCCACAAAAGCCAUAAAUUUCUAAAGACUAUUCAGAAGCAAUAUUUUGCAAAAGCCAGACUGAAGGCCCAGAAAAGACUGAGCAAUGGACCAUCUACACCCCCUGCUGGAUCGUUGCUAUCACGGCACCUGCAUGGGAGGGUAUCCCCGCAACAAAUGAGAGAAAGAUUCAACCGUUAUAAAGCACACGAAAGUCGACACCUUAUAUGUAAGGGCAAAAACGUGUCUUCGCACCAUCACCAUUCAAACGAGACAAUAUUUUCUCCAUCAAAUCCAUCCCUCGAUCAGAGCCAUGGCUCGCAAACCAGCAGGCUCCAAAAUUCUAGCUUGAAUGCUCCAGCUCAAUAUCCACAAUUAAACGACCCUUUCUCGCUACAGCAGCACAGGAAGCUCCAGGCUGAAACUCCAGAGGCACAAAGUUUUGAAGACCUUCGACAAAAGCUGCUAAAAAGAAAGGAUUGGGUUAAUUUAUCCAUUGCCCGACCACUCAGAAUAAGCCGGUUCCUCAAGAGCAACAGACAUGUUGAAAACUUGGCAAAAAGACGCCAUCGCGUCCAGCAGGAAAUGGAUGAUCAUAUACUAAACCAAGACGCAGAGUCGGAUGCGGACAUUGAAGCAGGAACGAUGCUCGACUCUCCUAGCAAUUGUCUGGACUGCAACGGCCUGGACAUGGACUUCUCGGACAGACCCAAUUCAAACAGCGACGUUAUCCAUGCUAAUACUCAUGGUAUACCAACUUCAACUUACAAUCUAGGGAUCAACGGUAAAAACAUUUCACAACUAAAGUUGGGACUGGAAAUGGAGAUGUUGAGAGCAAAGGGGCUCGACUCACAGAAACUUUAUCCUGAGAGAAGCUCGCCUACAAACGGCGUUUCAUAUGAGCCAUACCGAAGAGGAAGCGUAGAUGUUGAACUCCCGAUCAUGUUUGAGACAUCUAGGCGUCAUAUGUUUCUGGAUCACCAAAAGCAUAAUCCUUCCAGUCUAAGGCCCCCCCUUCCGGCUGGCCCUAGCGAUUGCCGACGAUGUAGCUCGGCGGCGGUGCAUUGUCACACUAGAGAGGAUAUCUUUAUUGGCCACCUAUCCAAUUAUGGGUCUGUCCUUAAAAGCGACUCGCACUCUCAAAGCCAAGAUCCGUCAGAAUCAAUGCUUCUCGAUAACGAGGAAAUCUAUAUCAGUACGCCAAUAGAAACGGAAUUGAGGAAUAACAAACAGCAUCGCCCCCAGGCUACCUCAUCUAAUGGCGAUAGGGGUUCGACCCUCCACCAAGGACAGUACAGCAGUCCGCCCAUGUCGGAUAUCCAAAGUCAUUCAAGCACUUUUAAUCAGCUAGACGUCGAUCAGUCAUCUUCGUCAGUAGGACAAUUGGGUAGCCUCAAUAACACGGAAGCUGUGGACACUCGAAAGCACAGGAGUACCCGGGUUAGAUCCCCAAAUGCCCCGAAAAACCCGAAUCCACCGCGGAAUCAAACUGCGGUGCCAGCAAACCACCCUCGACUCCCCUCUCCAGAGUUGCAAAUGCAAUACUGCAUGCAUCCUGAAAGGUUCCCAGAUGACAGCCUAAGAUACCACGUUCCAAAUCCCUACAGCAGCUCUAAUACAUCUGCUGUUUCUGAUUCCGAUUCCUUUGACGACCAGUCAGAGUUGCGUAUCAGAAGAGACCCAAGCUUUGUGCUCAACCACUCAACGAGGGAGAAGAGUACGCCUGCCAGCUUGGGAUCACAGGAUUUUCUUUCGUCACCUAAUCGACGUGAGGGCACAGAGCGUGGCAGCUCCCCCAAGGAUAAACAUGGUAUUACGGGCCACUAUCAAUGUUCUUCAACACCCCCGACAAGAUUGGGCUCAAAAAAUUCCGCUGAACCGGAAGCUCCCGCUGUAAAGCCUCAAGGAAAUCGUGACCUUAAUGCAGCAAGGGACACCUACGCAGAUGAUUAUUUAUGGAAACGAUUCAUAUUUGGAUCGGUCUUGGGUAAUAGCCAACAGACCAGCGGUUACUCCAAACUUCCGUCCCCAGCACGCGUCGAGGCCAGCGAGCGAGCUAUUGCCGAUGGUCCUGCCUAUAUAAGGAGUCUGUCUGAGCCCAAUGAAUCUUGCAACGAAACACUCUCUCAUAUAGAAGCCACGCACUCGAUGUUCGUCCUCGACUCUGCAAAUUCGAAUGAUCAAGGGAUAGAAUCAGAUUCGUCUGGAUGUGAAGUUUCUUGCCAAGACGUGGUGGUAGGGAUCACUUGGAACCGUUUUUCACAUCAGAGCAAUUGUUCUGAAUAUGGUGAUAUCAUUAAUGGACCACUGGCUUCUCAAGAAGUGGUCGAUGAUAAUGAGAAUCUGAGAAUCUGA